Lolium perenne is the source of this 2286-nucleotide messenger RNA. RefSeq names its product xyloglucan galactosyltransferase XLT2-like. Gene Ontology annotation, biological process: xyloglucan biosynthetic process. The record is from RefSeq and is a predicted model, not a curated record. Gene Ontology annotation, molecular function: galactosyltransferase activity. Lineage: Eukaryota; Viridiplantae; Streptophyta; Magnoliopsida; Poales; Poaceae.
UUCCGGCUUGCUCAUUUUGGCUCCUCCUUCUCCGUAUCAUCUUCACAACCUGAUCUGAUACGUUGCUUUGGAUCUACGGGAAUGGCGUAGCAGCUCACCCUGCAUCCACCGCUCCACGUGCCAACCAAACUUUUUCCUGCGUCCCUCAGGAGAGAACCUAUACCUUAAAUCUCCUAAGCACAGUCCAACUCUGGCAUGAACCAGUGACCCUUCCCACUUCCUCGGCGUGCUCCCAAUGCCGGAGUCACCGACAUCCCCGGCCAAGCCCCCCUCGCCGCCUGGAUCUCCAGUCAACGCCGCCACGCCUUCCGCGGCGUCGGUGUUGCUGCGAGCCGCCGUGGUGCUCCUUGCUUUCCUAGCCCUACAGCUUGUGCUCUUCAAGUCCCUGCUGAAAUUCCCCAGCACACGGUUCCUCCCGGCCCCGGGACGCUGCAACAGCACCUGGGCCAACGGCCCGGUCGAAGCCGGCGCGUGCAAGGCCGGCUUGAUCUACGUCUACGACCUACCGCCGGAGUUCAACCACGAACUCGUCGGCGACUGCAAACGUCUCUGGCCGUGGUACUCCUUCUGCCCGUACCUAUCCAACGGUGGCCUGGGCCGUCCGUGCGCCACGGUGCCGGCCUUCUCUGGCGUGGUGCCGAACGCGUCGCUGCCCAACUGGUACAACACCGACCAGUUCCCUGUAGAGAUCAUCAUCCACCGCCGCAUCCUUGCCCACCGGUGCCGCACCACCGACCCGUCGCUCGCCACCGUGUUCUACGUGCCGUUCUACGCCGGCCUAGACGUGGGCAGUCACCUGUGGGGUCUCAACGCCACCGUCGCGGACCGCGACCGCGCCGGCACGCGGCUCCUCCGGUGGCUCACGAACCAGACCUCCUUCCAGAAGUCCGGCGGGUGGGACCACUUCAUGACGCUCGGGCGCAUCACGUGGGACUUCCGCCGGUAUAGCGACGACGCGUGGGGCUCCAACUUCGUGCUCAUGCCCGGAAUGGGCAAUGUCACCCGCCUCGUCAUCGAGAGCGACCGGCAGGAUCCCAUGGACGUCGGCGUCCCGUACCCGACAGGCUUCCAUCCGCGCGCCGCCGCCGACGUGCGCGCGUGGCAGCGUCACGUGCUGUCCCGCAACCGCACCAACCUCUUCGGGUUCGCCGGCGCGCCGCGCUACGGGUUCAGGAACGACUUCAGGGACGUGCUGCUGGAUGAGUGCGAGGACGCCGGGCACGCGUACUGCCGCUCAGUGGACUGCCGCGGCCAGAGGUGCAACAACGACACCGCGGCGCUAACGAAGCUUUUCCUGGACUCCAAGUUCUGCCUGCAGCCGCGCGGUGACAGCUACACGCGGCGGUCGCUGUUCGACUGCAUGGUGGCCGGGGCCGUGCCGGUGCUGUUCUGGCGGAGGACGGCGUACGACCAGUACCGGUGGUUCCUGCCGGCGGGGCAGCGGGGGAAGGAGGGGGAGUGGUCGGUGUUCAUGGACCGGCGGGCGCUGAGCGUGGGCAACGUGAGCGUGCUGGAUUUUCUGCAGGGGUUCAGCGAGCAGCGGGUGCGGCGGAUGCGGGAGCGCGUCGUGGAGAUGAUUCCGAGGCUGGUGUACAGUUCGUCGCCUCAUGGGCUCGGCGACGGCAUGGCGGACGCGUUCGAGGUGGCGUUGGAUGGCGUGUUCAAGCGGUUCCGCCGGCGCCGGUGGAGCAUUGAGCGUGAAGGUCCCCCAUCUGGCACUUCCGUGGCGGUGCGUGUCAACGGUACAUCGUUGGCGCCUCCUACUUCUAACGGCAGAAAUAGGUCGGUGAUCCGCCGCAGGCGCCGCCGGCACGUCUCACGGGAUAGAUCGAGGCGAGUGGUUUCGUCGCAUAUAAGAAGCGUCAUCUCCCAAGGACCGGCAUCAGGACGCCAAAAUGUGCAGACAUCUUGACUAGGUGAAAAGACCUAAGCAUUUCUGCUUGAGACAUUGCUGAAGUUGUGCUAGCUAGAUCUCGGAUCAUGGAGCGAUCAACGGGUCAAAUUCGCGAGAGGUGAUCCAGCAGAGAGGCGAUCUGGUGGGUGUUCAUACUGGAGAAGAAUGGGAUGUACUGCUGCUAGCCCAGGGUUUAAGAAAUGGUUAAACUCGUAGAUUAGUUUACUGUCAAGGUGCUACGGACGAUGCAUCCGUGUUUAUUGCAGUUGACCAGGAGACGGAUUUUUUACGGGCUCUAGAAGGUGGCCAUGAUCACCUACUGACAGCGCUGUGAUUGUAUACUCGGCACAAGUUUUAAGGAAUAGUAAUAUACUUAUACAAUUUGAUUGAAU